UUCGAUCCGAUCAUUCUCCAAAAACGGUUGUUAAUGUGAACUUGAUAAUGUGUUUGUGUGUGAUUUUAAAAUGAUUUUGUUGUAUUUCGUUUUUUCUUGUUUUUACAAUUUUGUGUUUGGAGUUAAUUAUUUUGGACCACAACCUAGAAUAGUGACUCAGGAUGGGCACUUAAUAUUUUACGCCGCAGUUCACAAAAAUAUUAGUUUGCAAACCCAAGGACGAGGAAAAAUACAUGUUAAUGGAAUUGACUUAUCACAGGCAGCUAAAUUAACCAAUAGCGCAUUCGAUGCCAUGAAAAAAUACCAAACAAAUUUCGAAAACACUUUCGAAAAAAUCUCCAAAUUUGAGCAGCUUCUGGACGAUGGUUUGAUGCAAAAAAUCACGACAUUGAAUGGGAGAACAAACGGAACAACACAAGAGGGAGUAAACAGUGCUUCUUUGGUGAGAAGCGUUCGAAGACUAAACCGAAGAGUCAAUGCUUUGCAAAAAUCUGUAAAAAUGUUGGCUGACCUUUUAGAAGAUGAUGAUUGUCAGAGUGAUCCGUGCAAAAACGGUGGAACGUGUGAAGAUUUAUUCAAUACUUUUCUGUGCCAUUGUCCACCUGAGUGGGAGGGCCCUGUAUGUGACAAAGAUGUGAACGAAUGUGCCAGAUUUGCAGGAACGGAUUUAGGGUGUCAAAAUGGGGCCACUUGUGUUAACAGGCCCGGCUCAUACGAGUGUUUGUGUUCGCGUGGUUGGGUUGGCCUUCACUGCAGAAACCGAAAUGUUGAUUGUCGCCAAGGUUCGAAUUUCGAGCUUUGUGGACACGGCACGUGUAUCACCCAAUACAACGAUGUUGGAUAUAAAUGCAUUUGUGACGAGGGAUGGACAACAGAUGGCAAAACUCCAGCUUGUAAUACAGAUGUUAACGAAUGCACAGGAACUAAACCACACUGUUCAGUUAAUCCACCUGUGCAGUGUAUUAACUUACCCGGAACUUACCGCUGUGGUAGCUGUCCAGCUGGGUACACUGGUGAUGGAUACUAUUGCACAGACAUUGACGAGUGCAGUACAUCAAACGGUGGAUGUAGCACUAAUCCCAUGGUGCAGUGUAUUAAUACACUUGGAUCAAGAUUUUGCGGUAGUUGUCCUAGUGGAUAUGUAGGAGACGGAAUCACAUGUUCAUAUCAAGGUGUUUGUAAUGUAAAUAAUGGCGGUUGUCAUCCUUUGGCCACUUGUAGAAAUAAUCCAAGAAUUGGUUCCACUUUCGUUGAAUGUAUUUGUCCCAGUGACUACACAGGUAACGGGAUAGGACGCAAUGGUUGUGUGCGUUCAUUGCCUUCAGCCCCAGGUCCUUGCACCCCAAAUCCUUGCAGACGUGGCUUUUGCAGAGUUACCAACGGAACCGAUUACACGUGCCAUUGCAACAGGCGAUACGCCGGGAAAAAUUGUGAAAAGUUUCGCGAUUUGUGUACUUCUAACCCUUGCCAAAACGGCGCAACUUGCACUUCGUUCUUGGGCAUUUCUUACCAGUGUUUGUGUCCAUCAGCUUAUACAGGAUUGCGUUGCGAAACGGAAAAACAAUCUUGUGGUGGUCGUCUUGUGGGAGAAACCGGAACUUUGGUUUUUCCUUCUGGUUCGUCACAAACAUAUAGCAGUGCGAUGAGUUGUGCCUGGAUUUUGGAAACUAAUGUUACUAAAGUGUUAAAUAUCACUUUUAAACGUUUCGAUGUUGAAGGAUCACGCGGGUGUCGUUAUGAUUGGCUACAGAUACAUGAUGGGAAAAAUACAUUGGCACGGUCUUUAGGUCGUUUUUGUGGGCAUCAGUUACCGAAUGGUGGAAAUAUUGUAUCGACUCAUAAUACUGUUUAUUUGUGGUUUAGAUCGGAUCAUUCGGUUGCAUCAGAAGGAUUUGAGUUGAACUGGACAUCGAUUGUACCCUUUUGUGGAGAUCAACUGAAAAGUGUAACAUCGCAUGGAAUAAUCCAAUCACCUGGAUCACCUGGAAAUUACCCAAAUAAUCGUGACUGCUAUUGGCCACUUCAAGCCCAACCAGGAAAACGCCUCCUCUUCCACUUUUUCACUCUAAUGAUUGGAAACAACUCAGCCUGUGAUCACGAUUAUUUAGAAUUUAUUACAGGAACUGAGCCUACAGAUCCAGUUUUCGCCAAAUUUUGUAAUACUACACACCCCUCUCCACUUUUUUCUCCAUCAGGCGAAGUUUUGGUCCAUUUCCACUCCGAUAUGGAUAAAAAUUACCCAGGUUUUCAAAUAACCUAUUCAGUGGUCGAAGGAAUGCCAGGAUGUGGUGGUGUUUAUACGAGAUCUCAAGACGAAAUUCGUUCUCCGAUGUAUAACGGAAAUUAUCCAAACGAUAUUCAGUGUGAAUAUAAAAUCCAGCUGACGACGAAAAGUCGAAUAAAAUUGACUUUUCUGUCGUUUGAUGUUGAGGAUUCGGAAAACUGUCAAUUCGAUUAUGUUGCAAUUUAUGCUGGUACCACAGUAGAUGCUCCUCUUAUUGGAAAAUAUUGUGGCCAAACCGUUCCUUCACCAUACAUCACCGAAAAAAGCGAAAUUUUAAUAGUGUUUAAGACUGAUUGGGCCACUGCUGGUGAAGGCUUCGCUCUUCGAUACGAAACAGUUUGUGGAGGCACAUUUACAACACCUUCAGGUGUUAUUCAAUCUCCAGGUUAUCCCAAAAACUACGACCAUAAUCUAGAAUGUAUCUUCGAAAUUGUCCAACCCCUUGGAAAUAUUAUUAAAUUAAACAUUGUUGAUUUGGAUUUGGAGAGUAAUACUUAUCCAGAUUGCGUUUACGAUUUUUUGGAGGUAAGGGAUGGACAUAACAGCAAUUAUACUUUAAUUGGGACUUAUUGUGCAAACAAAGUGCCUUUGAUUGUUUCAUCGUACAAUUACUUAUGGAUCAAAUUUCAAUCCGAUACCAAUAACAAUGGUAAAGGCUUUAGGGCAAAUUAUACAACCACUAAUAUAGGUUGUGGAGGCAUAAUGAAAGAAAAAUCAGGAACCUUUUCAACCCCAAAGUAUCCCCAAGUCUACCCUUCUGGAACAAUUUGCAAAUGGAUAAUUUCAGCACCACCUGGGAACGUGAUUCAAGUAACUUGGAUGAAUUUUCAGAUCGAAGGCAGUUUUGAUUGCACUUACGAUGCUGUGGAAAUUUUUGAUAAUAAUACAGAGACUGGAGAAGGAACAUCAAUUGGAAAAUUCUGUGGACAACACGUACCUCCAGCAAUGUUAAGCACUUCAAAUCUAAUCACAGUCAUUUUUCAUUCGGAUCAAACUAAUAACAUGAAUGGUUUUGUGGCUUCCUAUAGCACUCUACUAGAAUCGACAGUAUGUGGUGGAAAUUACUACUCAAAUGCUGGUGUAAUUAAAUCUCCCGGAUACCCCAACAAUUACCCCCUCAAUAUCGAAUGCACUUGGACAAUUCAAGUUAAGCCGGGUCAUCAAAUUUUGCUAAAUGUGACUGAUUUUCAACUCGAACACUACACGACGUGUCGAUACGAUUGGUUGGAAAUUCGCAAUGGAGGAAGCUCAAUGUCUCCACUCUUGGGUAGAUUUUGUAACACUGAUAUUCCGAAAAUGAUUCCAUCACACGCUAAUAAACUCUUUAUCCGGUUUAAAUCAGAUAUGUCAAAAUCGGAAAAAGGUUUCAAAAUUACGUGGGAAGCUACAGCCACUGGAUGUGGUGGGGUUUUAAAUAGCCCAACUGGAUCCAUAAUAUCACCAAAUUAUCCAGAACCCUACAAUUUGAAUGCUGAAUGUAUUUGGAAAAUUUCGAUAAGUGCUGGAUCACUGAUUCAGUUGGUUUUCUCCGAUUUGGAUCUUGAGGAACAUAGCGAAUGCGCACUGGAUUAUGUUGAGAUUUUGGAUGGACCAUCUUUGAACUCCAAAUCUUUGGGCAGAUUCUGUUUGCACCACCCUUCAUUCCUCCGAUCGUCAGGAAACACCUUAACUGUAAUUUUCCGAUCUGAUCUCAGUCGAAAUGGACGAGGAUUCCACUUACAAUACAUCACCAUGUGCAACAACACCUUGAAGGGUUUCAGAGGCGUGAUCGAAAGCCCAAACUUUCCAAAUAAUUACCCGAAUUCAGUAAAUUGCAACUGGGAGAUAAAAGUCGCCGAUAAAAACAAAAUAAACAUCUCGUUUUCACACUUUGACUUGGAAAAAGUUUUGGUGCAAAAUGUACCAAGCAAUAACUCUGAUUCAGACAAGUGUCUUUUUGACUACGUGGAGGUUUUAUACGUCGAACCCGUUGAAGAAUACGAAGAAGAAGGGCCGUUUCAAAAAUAUGGAAUUUAUUGUGGGGAUAAAAUCCCACCUUUGAUUACGUUGAAUUCAGAUCAUGCUAAAAUUCGCUUCCUCUCCGAUAAUCUUCUUUUUGGAAAUGGGUUUAGAUUAGAGUGGCAAUUGGAGGGUUGUGGAGAUAUUUUAACACACCCUAAUGGCACUAUUUUCUCCCCUAAUUAUCCCAGAUCGUAUCCCCCUUCGAUUGAAUGCAACUGGAAAAUCCAGGUUGAUUUUGGCAGCAAUGUUGAAAUUACUUUUCAUAAAAUUGAAAUUGAAAAAACUUACAUUUGUCAUUUGGAUUAUAUUAAAUUGUACAAUGGUGAAGAUGAAACGUAUCCCGAAAUUGCGACGCUUUGUCACCAGAAUAAACCGAUCACGUUGAGGAGUUCUGGAAAUUUUUUGUUUGUUAAGUUUAAGGCGGAUUCAUCGGUUCAGGGAAUGGGAUUCUAUGCCAAUUACACUAGCACACCUACAAAAUGUGGUGGGAAAUACACCGCAGACAGUGCCUUCAUCAUGUCGCCAAAUUACCCAGAAAACUACAACAAAAACUCAACUUGUGGCUACGAAAUUCAAGUUGGAGAAGGUUUCCGAAUCGAACUAAAAUUCCAAGACUUUGACCUCUACGCCCCCAACAGACUCAACUGUACUUCAAAUAACAUCAGUUACGUGAAAAUUUACGAUGGUCCAACCAUCGACUUCCCCCUCUUAGCCAAAAUUUGCAAUAAAAACGCUCCCAACAAAACCAUCCUAACCACAACUAACCAAAUGUACAUCGAAAUGGUGUCACAGACAGACAUGGCAUCAAAAGGCUUUCUAGCCAAGUAUGAGAAAGCUUGUGGUGCUCGAAUUGUGACGAGUGGAACAGGGCAUAUUCGAAUUUUUUCGCACGAUUUGGACUACGAUGAGAGUAAUUGCACGUGGACUAUAAUUGCGAAAGAUUUGACUAAACACAUUACGUUAACUGUCUCACAUCUGGAUUCGUUGAAUGGCUACUGCGACGAAAAUAUUAAAAUUUUGAAGGUUUACAAUGGGGAGAGUUCGGAAGCGCCUCUUUUGGGCGAAUAUUGUCAGAAAAUUCCUCCAACUUUGACAAGUGAUGGUUCUGCAAUGCAUGUUGUUGUUGACUCCAACACUGUUCUUUAUGCUACUUAUUCAGUGUUCGAUUCGGUGUGUGGAGGGACUCUAACAUCAGUUGCUGGGUACUUUGCUUCUCCUGGUUACCCCAAAAAGUACCCAGUUGACACCGAAUGCGAAUGGACGAUUGAUGUAACAGAAGGUAAUCACGUUUCGCUCAGUUUUAGCUACUUUGGAUUGGUGGAAUCAGACCACUGCAAUACCGACUAUUUGGAGAUACGACAAAAUAAUGGCACUGGUAAACUUUUGGGGACGUUUUGUGGUAGUGAUCUUCCUACAAAUAUCACGAACGAAGGCAAUUUGUGUAUUUUUUUGAAAACAAGUCGUUCCGAUGGUCAAGUCAAGGGUUUUUACGCCGAAUACGUCUUAAACCACGAGAACGAACUAAGUGGGCCAAGAGGUCGCAUAGUCUCGCCCCUCUACUACCAAAACUACCCCUUUUAUGGUGACUUCUCCUGGACGAUUACUGUGGCGUUUGGCAAACGCAUAUUACUAACCUUCAAAGAUAUUCUACUGGAAAACGGAGACAGCAUGUGUUUCUCAUCGAUUUACAUUUAUGACGGUUCAACUGAUGAGGCACCAAGUCUUGGUGAAUUUUGUGGCUCCACUCUUCCUGACGCGAUCAAAACUAGCUCUAAUAUUGUUUUGAUUAAAUUCAGUGGUUAUAGCACGUCCAGAUCUUUGACGAAAUUUAUUAUUGAAUGGUUGGAGAUUGAAUCGGUUGUUAACACUAACAAACCAUCACCGAAACCAAAUGGGUGUGGUACCAAAGAACCAAUCGCUUUAAACGAAUUGAAGAAUUAUACAACAAUCACAUCUCCAGGUUUUCCAAACGGUUAUGCACCAAAUCUUCAAUGCGAAUGGAUUUUGACCACAAUUCCAAUGAAUAGUUUGAGGAUUUAUUUCAGGGAAAUGGAUCUACAACCAACUUAUGGUGGUUGUUAUGCCGAUUACGUUGAAAUUUUUGAAAAAAGGCUUGAUAAAGAUUGGACUUCGGUGCUUAAAACAUGUCUAAGCAAUAUUACUUCUAAUCCGGGCAUUUAUACAACAAAUAUGAUGAAAGUUGUUUUUAAGUCAGAUCGUUAUGGGAACAAAACUGGCUUUUCAGCACUUGUCAGAGAGAGUUGUGGAGGUACUUUGACGGCUCCGACUGAUUAUAUAAUUUACAACAAUAAUUCAAGGAGUAGUUAUUUAAGAACAUACAAUAGCGUGUGUCAAUGGAACAUCACUGUACGUAGCGGUAGGACCAUAGAAUUGGAAUUCUUAUACUUCAACAUCCACCAUGAUACCAACAAAGGUUGCGACAACUACCUUAUUAUUCGAAAUGGAAAAUUCCCAGACUCUCCAAUCCUCGGCACUGGUAAAUAUUGUGGUGACCAAAAACCCCCAACACUCAAAACUACCGGAAACAACGCUUAUAUCAAAUUCGGAGGGAUUACGAGUUUAUCGAAUUUUAUUAUACGCUACCGCGAAAUAUCGUACGCUUGCGACAGUGAAAUAAAACUAACAAAAUUCGCCAACUCAACAGAGAUACAUUCCCCCAAUUACCCAAACAUACCUCCACCCCAUGUUGAGUGUAACUGGCGCAUAAUGGCACCUCCUGGUGAAACACUUCGAAUUGAUUUCAUCGACAGAUUUGAUCUAAAAGUCGCCAAAAAUUGCACACAUGAAUAUGUGGAAGUUCGCGACGGUGGAACGAAAUACUCGAAAAUAAUUGGAAAAUAUUGCGAAAAACCCAACUCACAGUUUAGUACCGACAAUAUGAUGUUCGUGAGGUUUUUCACCGAAUUGAAUGAUCCAAGUAAUGGUUUUAAAGCAAGAAUUGUUUUGGCAAACUGUGGAGGAAGUAUCCAUUCUACUACUGGUCAGAUCCAGUCUCCGUUUUUCAACAUUCCUUCGAAAUAUCCAGUUGGAGUUAACUGUACUUGGCAUUUAAUUUCACCACAGAAUCACAAUAUGGAUAUUACAUUUGAGAAAAUUGACUUGGAGGAAGCUUUGAAUUGUACGGGUGUUGACCAUGUCAAAAUCUACGAAAGGAAUGAGUUUGACAAUAAAGAGUACGUUUUGGGCAACUUUUGUGGUAAAAAGCUCCCCGCAAUGGUCCAAUCCUCUGGAAGUGAAGCAAUAGUUCACUUUGAAACUGGUAAAAUAAAAAAAGAAUUGGGUGGUUUUUCAUUGAAAUUCAACGCAAGUGCUGAAGUCUGUGGAGGUAGCAUCGAAGCUUCAGAAGGUACCAUCAAAAGUCCAGGAUAUCCCAAUCCGCAUAAAAUCUAUCGCAGAUGUAGUUGGAACAUCAAAGUUCCCAAAGGUCGUCGAGUAACACUCAAAAUUGAAGAUUUUGGUUUAGAUAACCGAUUCAAAGGGUCAUGGAUUAAUGGAUUAGUAAUCUACCACGAUGAGAAAUUUAAGGGUUAUAUUAGAAAAAUUAGUGCAAGUAACGAAAUUGUAGAGUCUUCGGAGAACCACAUGCUUGUGUUUUACUGGUCUCCAGCGACUAUGGGUAGAGGAUUCAAGGCGAAAUUUACCUCUAACAACCCAUCUGUCUGUGACGGCGAUUUCAACCAAGACAGUGGAACAAUAACCCAACCAAACAUCGACUAUACGUACUCUUGUACAUACGUUCGCGACAAACCUUCCAAUGCUGGAACUUUAGCUUUAACACUUACCACAACAACAAAUACAACGAUUCCAUCAAAUGUAAAGAACUGUCUUACUUACAUUGCAGCUUUCAAAAUUGAAACAGUCAAUGGUAAAAAAGAACUGUUCUCUACUAAUUGUGUUCCGGGAACAUCAGUGGUCAGAAUCCCACAUUCAAAAAUACAAUUAAGUGUUGUGCAAUACUCUUCUCGAAAUCAAGUUAACUUCACUCUUUCCUAUAACACUUACCAAUGUGGAGGUAUUAUAACCCGACAAACCGGUGAAAUAACGAGUCCAGGUUAUCCGAACAAAAACUCCAAGUCGAUGGAGUGUAGCUGGCUUUUACAGUUACCUAAAGAACAAACGAUUUCACUAACUUUUGACUCUUUAAAUCUAGGAAGCAACUGUGAGAAGAGUUAUAUAGAUAUUUACAAUGGCGAUUCGCCCAAAAGUCCAAAAAUCGACAGGUAUUGUCAAAGUAACAAGCCUGGAACAAUUUCAUCACAAACUAACAAUUUAUGGAUCGAUUACAAAUUUGACAUCGAUUCAGACAGCAAAGGUUUUAGUCUCAAAUACGAACCUAAAAUUCAGGGUUGUGGUGGAAUCUUUCACGAUCGUGAGAGUAUUAUUCAAACUCCUUCGUUCCCUAAUGAUUAUCCAAACAACGCGGAAUGUUUGUGGGAGUUGAGGAGUGUUGAGGGAUUCCACAUUGGGCUUAUAUUCACGACACGGUUUCAAAUUGAGGAAACGGAUAAUUGUGAAAAUGAUUUUCUGGAAAUUUGGGAUUGGCGAGAUGAUGAUUGGGUUUCGUUGGGUCGAAAGUGUGGUCGGGAAUUUCCAAAAACUGUUAAUUCGACAAGCAAUAGAAUGAAAAUUUUAUUCAGGAGUAAUGAAAGAAUAACGGGGAAAGGGUUCCGGGCUCAGUGGCAGUGGAACUGUGGUGGCACUUUCACAGCUGACCGAAAAGAACGUUUCAUAGUUAGUCCCGGAUUUCCUCAAGAAUAUCAAAAGAACAUAGACUGCCAAUACAAUAUCACAUCCAAACAAUCACAUGGUCGUUUCAUAAAUAUUAAAUUUUACAAUUUCGACCUUGAAGGAAGUGGAUCUAAUUGCCGUUACGACAAUUUAACACUGUCACGAUUUUGGAUGAGGAAAGUUAAUUAUUAUCACAUGCCCGCAACUCAAGUUUUUUGCGGCCAAAAAUUACCACCUCCAAUUCGCCUCGGUGACACUCUUUACAUUCGAUUUCAGACUGAUCCUUGGGUGCAAAAAACCGGUUUCAAAUUUUCAUAUCAACUCGAUGACUGUGGAGGACAGAUAACUUCACCAACAGUUAUCUCAUCUCCUUUGACGAAAAUCGACAGAUCCAUGUUCCCACUCUACACUGGAUACAUGAGUUGUAUUUGGAAUAUCACAGCACCUCCAAAAAAGAGUAUAGUGAUCAGCUUCCAAAAAUUCCGUUUUGAGUACCGAAUUCGUUGUCACUUUGACCACGUCCAAAUUAUUGAAGGACCAGUUAACACCAUUGCGAAACGAAUCGCGAAUUUGUGUGGUGAUUUGAAUCAGAAUCUUCCAACUAUCAAGUCGGAAAAUAACACGGUUUUGGUGGUGAUGAAUGUUGAUCGGUCACAGAAUCAUGAAGGGUUUGAGGCUGAAGUUUAUUUUGUUGAUGGACCUGAAGCAGGAUGUGGAGGCAAAAUUGUGUUAAAUAAAACUAUGACUUUGCAAGCACCGAAUUUAGCCGAUAUGGACUGUUUAUGGACGAUUCAGUCACAAAUUGAUACGACUGUAAAAAUUCAUUUUGAUGAAUUGAAUUUACCGUCAAGGUGUGGCUUAACUAAUCACACCAUUACUAAUUGUAGCUGUGCAGCUCUUGAGGUGAGGGAUGGCCACCCUGGCGUUGGCGACUUAAUCGAAAGAUUUUGUGGCAUCACUGACACACAUUAUUCACGCGAAAUUACAACUUCGGGUAAUGUGAUGGGCCUACGACUUCGAACAAGAGGAUCCAACUCGAAAGCUUUCAAAGUAACAUUAACACCAAUCGCUUCGAUUUGUGGUCCAGUUUACUUAAACGUAACACAAGACGUUAAAACUCUACUUUCGCCCAAUUAUCCAAACAAAUAUCCAAGCGAUUUGAGAUGUAGCUGGAUCCUCAAAGGCACUUCACGAUUUGUUGUCCGUUUUAUUGAUUUUGACUUGAACAAAGAAAGGAACCAGCACGUUGUUAAUAAUGUUUGUGGUGAAGACAAACUGGAAAUUGUUGAUAAUAUGGUUAAUCUAUUGACAACCAGUGAUAUGGGUCCAUCUUUCACAGUUUCAGGUGACAGAAAAUUGACAACUGAUUUUUUGCGAUACGGUUAUUUGACCGGAACGCAUCAAUUUUGUGGUAGAUUUGAAAAUCCUUUCGAUUUCUAUUCACAAUUUUCCCAGUUAAUUAUAAAAUUCAAAUCGGGGAAUUUGGACAAGGAUCGAGGAAAAGGUUUCAAAAUUGAAUAUCACACAACUGGUUGCAACCGAAAUUUCACCUCUUUGCAAGGACGUAUUGUGCAGAAUGACCGCACUCAAAGCAAGUCUUGUAUCCAAAUUAUUACAGUGCCGAAGAACUACACAAUUUCGCUUUACUUCCAAGAACUUACAAUUUUUCACAGCGAAGGUUGCCAAAAUGCUGGAAUUGAAAUACGAGAUGAAAAUUCCCAAGGGACUUUAUUCCAAAAAGUUUGUGGUUAUUAUGUGCCAAAUCCUGUUUUUUCCACGAAAAAUCAGUUGUGGAUUCGUUCUUGGAACACGAACAGCUUUCCAAUAUCUUACGAUCUUGUUUAUACUGCGUCAGAUCAAGGCAGAGGGUGUGGGGGAAUUAUCUAUAACUAUAAAGGGACGUUUAGUAGUCCGCUUCAUCCAAUGGCUUAUAAAAAUAGCACUCCGUGUGUCUGGACCCUUCGGACGGCUAUUGGCAGAAGAAUUGCCAUCAAAUUUACUGUUUUUGAUAUACAAGGGGACUGUGCGGAGAAUUAUAUCAAAGUGACUACUUAUGAGAAAAACACUUCGAACGAUCACAAAUACUGCAAAAAUGACGAUCCGGCUGUUCUUUAUUCGAAUUCCCGUAUGUUAGUUACCUACCAGUCUUCGACAAAAAAUGAUGGUUCGGGAUGGAUCGCAAAAUUUGAAGCCGCCAGUAGUUGAUUCAGUAUAAUUAUUUGUAAACACUGUUAUAAUAUAAAAUAAAUCAAUUUAGAAAUA
Molecule: messenger RNA, 11296 nt
Organism: Tribolium castaneum (red flour beetle)
Lineage: Eukaryota; Metazoa; Arthropoda; Insecta; Coleoptera; Tenebrionidae
Gene: Cubn
Product: Cubilin
Exons: 50
Coding region: 71-11239 (3722 amino acids)
Molecular function (GO): calcium ion binding
Source: RefSeq, a predicted model, not a curated record